Cuculus canorus (common cuckoo) is the source of this 1966-nucleotide messenger RNA. It is a transcript of the gene RNPS1, whose product is annotated as RNA binding protein with serine rich domain 1. Gene Ontology annotation, molecular function: RNA binding. The record is from RefSeq and is a predicted model, not a curated record. Gene Ontology annotation, cellular component: ASAP complex; nucleoplasm; cytoplasm. NCBI's taxonomy places the organism in Eukaryota, Metazoa, Chordata, Aves, Cuculiformes, Cuculidae. Gene Ontology annotation, biological process: mRNA splicing, via spliceosome. The transcript has 7 exons. The coding region runs from base 137 to 991 and encodes 284 amino acids.
AUCGCGCGCGACGGGCGCGGAGCGGCGGGUGCUGAGGAUGUGAGUCGGGCCGGGGCGGGGGAGGAUCGGCGUCCAUCCUGCUCAGCCGAGGCGCGGAGCGGCCCCUCCGCCGCGCAGGGGUGCCGAGGGGAGCGCGAUGGCUCCCUCACCAACCAAGCGCAAGGAUAGGUCGGAAGAGAAAGCAAAGGACCGCUCCAAGGAUAAAGCAGCCACUAAGGAUUCGAGUGAAAAGGAUCGAGGUCGAGAUAAGACACGCAAGAGACGCAGUGCUUCUAGUGGGAGCAGCAGUACCAGAUCCCGUUCCAGCUCAACUUCUAGUUCAGGGUCCAGUUCCAGCACUGGUUCUAGCAGUGGGUCUAGUUCCUCUUCUGCCUCAAGCCGCUCUGGGAGCUCCAGCACCUCACGCAGUUCCAGUUCCAGCAGCUCCUCUGGAUCUCCAAGUCCGUCUCGAAGGAGACAUGACAACAGGAGGCGCUCCCGCUCCAAGUCCAAGCCACCCAAGAGAGAUGAAAAGGAGCGGAAGAGGCGGAGCCCAUCGCCCAGACCUACAAAAGUACAUGUUGGAAGGCUCACUAGAAACGUGACCAAGGAUCACAUCAUGGAGAUUUUUUCCACUUAUGGAAAGAUUAAAAUGAUUGACAUGCCAGUGGACAGGCUGAACCCACACCUCUCCAAAGGUUAUGCUUAUGUGGAGUUCGAGAAUCCAGAUGAUGCUGAGAAAGCUCUGAAACACAUGGAUGGAGGCCAGAUCGAUGGUCAGGAGAUCACUGCCACAGCUGUGCUGGCGCCACGACCCAGGCCACCUCCCAGACGCUUCAGCCCACCCAGGAGGAUGCUGCCGCCACCGCCGAUGUGGCGCAGGUCCCCCCCUCGCAUGCGGAGAAGGUCCCGGUCUCCAAGGCGCAGAUCCCCUGUUCGCCGACGAUCACGAUCCAGAUCUCCUGGACGAAGGCGCCAUCGCAGCCGCUCCAGCUCAAACUCCUCACGAUAAAGCAAAAAGACUGAACAGCUUUUUAUUUUUUAACUUAAAUCCCAUCAGACUAAAUAUCGUACCUUUUUUUAUAAUGGGUCUGGGUGAGGAGGAGUGAGGGAGAGCGAGAUAAUCCUGGUGGUGAAGGCAACCCAAGAGAAGAGCGCAGCAGGUCCCGGCCAGCUCAGCCUUUGCUGCAGGGCUUCUAAUUUCCUGGCAUUGAAUCAAAAUUAAUUGAAAAUGGCUUUGAUUUCUAAGGCUGCAAAAAACAUCUUUUCCAGGUAAAUGGAAGGAAAAAUUUUGCAGCUUGUCUUUCUCCUGCUAGCAGGCUGCUGCUUGGUGAUUUCUAAAUGCUUAGCACGCUGUACAGACGAGCACGUGAAGCUUGAGCUAUUGCAGAAACCCUGUCUGGUGGACAGGGAGGCAUUUUUCUUGGUCUCUAAGUGCCAGCAUAGGGUUUUUCAGAGCUGGUGGAGUCCAGGUCUGCCCAAGACUUAAAUACCAAGUUGUUGCUUUGUUCUGAUUCCUAAACAGAUGAUUCGUUUCUGCAGGGUAAGCCCCUCUGUAACACGCAUACCAGGUGAUCUCUGCCAAAACAGCGGUCCAGCCCACUGAAUACUUGAGCAAAGGAGCUGGAAACCUUAAAGACUGGUUUGUAGCUGCCCCUUGUGAGUAAUUUUUUUCACCUUUUCUUAAAAGAUUUUGGUAAAAACUCCCUGGAAACACCGGUGAAAGAAUGUGAGCGCUUCAGCCUUUCAGAAUCUCAAAUUAGCUGGCUGCGCGUCGAUCCUGUGGGCGCUGCAAGGCCUGGAGGGUGGCUGGUGGCUGCGGUGCCGGCUGGGUUGGCAGAGGUUCACCCGGUUUCCACGGUUGUACAGUCCAUGUAUACAGAUCCCUUUGUUCUGGUGUUUUGUAUGACUUUGUAGCCUUUGGGCCAUGUUGUGUUUGUACUCGCAUAGGAGGAGAGGCUUGAAUAAAGCAGUAGGGUUGACAAGA